AUGACUAACUCUAUUGUUUUCUUAUGUAGGGGAAGACCUAGUUGUGAUUCCUAUUCAGACUGUGAAAUAUGCACGGAACACAAAUCAUGGAAUGGGUUUAGAUGUCGCUGGUGCCCAUUAGAUGAAGAAUGUCACGCAUAUGCAUCUCUUCAGAACUCAUGCUGGGAGGAACAUAAUGUCAAGCAGCCGUCAGAUUGUUCAGCAUACAAUAAGCCGUAUGGUGUGUACGACCCGGAAAUUGCAUAUUCAGCUACUCUUCUGUCAGCGAUAGCUUAUUCCGAUACUCCGACAAAAUGCAUGAAUAGCAUUUUUCCUGAUGGUGGCUUUGAACUAUUAUACGCUAUUGGUCGCAGAUGCGAGGACCUUUCUUUGUUUGAAUAUGAGGAAUGUUAUACGUACACAGGUAUCUCGCAUAAAAUGAAGAUGUUAGUACUUGCCUAUCGUGGGACUACUACUACUUACGGAAAACAACAACUCUACGAUGAAAUCGUUUCAGUUUUGGCAACACCAAAAACAUCAUUUUUGGAGUUAGGUGAAGUUCAAUAUUAUUUUAAACAAGCACAUGACAAACUGUUCCCAUGUGUUCGCAGUAGUAUAGAAGAAAUAGUCCGGCAAAAUCCGGAUUAUGAUGUUGUAAUAACUGGCCAUUCACUUGGUGGAGCGAUAGCUUCACUUUCUGCCGCCUCACUUAUAUAUACAGGCAUUGUACGUGAAAAUAAAUUGUCUUUGUACACAUUUUGA
Mercenaria mercenaria is the source of this 741-nucleotide messenger RNA. Its product is annotated as lipase ZK262.3-like. NCBI's taxonomy places the organism in Eukaryota, Metazoa, Mollusca, Bivalvia, Venerida, Veneridae. The transcript has a single exon. The coding region runs from base 1 to 741 and encodes 246 amino acids. Gene Ontology annotation, biological process: lipid metabolic process. The record is from RefSeq and is a predicted model, not a curated record.